GCGCGAGGGCCAGCGGCUGAGGCGGCGCUCUCCUUCAUGAGUACCCGGUCUGACAUCCAGAGUUUCGAGAAGUUGGUCACGCCGAAGGGCGGGGGCGUGCUCGAAGUCUCGAAAGCCUCGCCCUUGUACGUCAAGCAGGCGAUGCGCUUGGACGCAAUAGCCUGGCAGCUCAAGCAGAUUGCUCAGGGCGCGCGCGUGGACAUCGGGACCAGAGCCUUCGUAAGCCACCUGCGCAGGUCCCUGUCCGCGCAUGGGCCAUGGCCGGACGCGCGAAGACACGAGGCGGCCCUGCGGCUUACGCCCGCCCCCUGCUGGGAACUCCACCAACACGAAAUCGGCCCGCACUGGCACCGCCACUUGGAGCGCUGUCCGAGCUUCGAGCUCCCCGACGAGAUCGCCAAGCUGAAGCCCUUCCAGGCCGGCGUCACGAUCCGCAUGUCGGUCCAGAGGCCGUUGGCCCCUGAGCCAGGGCGCAGCUGGAGGCCGCCCCAGGGCAAAGUCCUCGACUGGCUGUCGUGCCUGCCAGGCGACGGCAUGCCCUUCGUGGUUGCGGAGCUCGUCGCAGGCGUGUGCUGCUACGACGCGGGCGCGAGACGCUGGCGACGUCGGCGCGCGCGGCGGGAGAGCUGCCCCGCGGGGGCGAGGCCCGCGAUUCAGGGCCCAGAUCCUGCGCGAUGGCGCUCGGGGUUCCCCUGCCCAGGCCGCCCCAGGCCGUCGACAUCCAUCGACGACGCCGAGCUGCUCGCGCUGCCGGCGAUCCCGAAUCACUCGGCGGCGCCGAUCACGGCGCGCUCCGACGCGGACUACGCGGUGAAGGGGCUCUUGGAUAGAGGCCUUGAGUUGACGACCUUUCACGAGGCUGCUUCGGCGGAG
Molecule: messenger RNA, 873 nt
Organism: Prorocentrum cordatum
Lineage: Eukaryota; Dinophyceae; Prorocentrales; Prorocentraceae
Source: the annotation of a GenBank genome assembly